AUGUUCGCAAAGCACAAGUGGAAUUCCAAGGUGAUCACAAUGGCAUAUUAUCCUGACGGUCGGCAAGAACAAUUGCUGAAGGAACAUCGUAUUGCAGAGGUGGUGGACCUCUUGCACAUGAUGAGCUAUGAUCAAGGUGGUGGGCAUCACAGCUCAAUGGAUUAUGGAAAGAGAAGCGCCGAUCAAGGGAAGGGCAUCUUGCCACCACUGCAAUUGACAAUGGGGGUGCCCUUCUACGGUCGCCACAGCCGCACUGGCGAAUGGACUACGUACGAAGACUUGGUACAGAAACACUGGCCACUGGAUCCCAAAGCGGAUUCUGUAGCAGCAGCGGGUCAAGGAUCGAUUGGUUUUAACGGCGUGGAUACUAUCCGGGAAAAGACGCUCUAUGCCUUGAAGCAAGGUUUGGGCGGUGCACCUUGCCAACAAUUCAGGGGCUGCAGCUGUUGA
Messenger RNA from Symbiodinium sp. CCMP2592, 450 nucleotides. The record is from the annotation of a GenBank genome assembly. NCBI's taxonomy places the organism in Eukaryota, Dinophyceae, Suessiales, Symbiodiniaceae.